CCAUGGCGCUGCGGCGGGCGUUCGGGCUCGGGGCGCGGCUGGGCCGGGGGCUGCUGCGGGGCUGGCUCGGGGGGCCGGCCCUCCCCGCCGCCCGCCCCCGCGGCGGCUUCUCGGCCGGCCCUCCCGCGCGGCCCCCGGGGCUCCUGCUGCUGCGCCUGGCCGCGGCCCGGCUGGGCCUGCGCGGCGCCCCUCCGCGGCGCGCCCUGCCGACCCCGCGGCGCCUGGGGCUGGCGCUGGGGCUGGGGCUGGCGCUGCUGGAGCCGGCGGCGGCCGAGGAGAGGCGCGCGGCCGCGGCCUGCCGGGACAUCCAGACCAUUUUCAUCCAGAGGAACAAGCCUCGGAAAGACACCCUGGGGCUGUUAGCCCAGCGGGGCUUCAAACUGGAGGAGUAUUUCAUCGGCCAGUCGAUCGGCCAAGGCUGCAGCGGUGCUGUGUAUGAGGCUGCUGCUCCCGCCGCCCCCGCGGGUGACAGAGAUAUGGCGCCCAAGCAGGGGGACCCUGAGCACUCGGACGUCCAGGGUGCUGCCGAGGGCUGGAAGGAAGGAUUUCCGUUGGCUAUCAAAAUGAUGUGGAAUAUUUCAGCUGGGUCUUCCAGCGAAGGAAUCCUCGCCACCAUGUCUCGGGAGCUUGUUCCAGCCAGCAGCCGUGCCCUUUCCGGAGAAUUUGGAGCAGUUGCUAGGCCCAGGAAAUGCUUCUUUGGGAAGAAGUGGCUGAAACCUCACCCCAACAUCAUCCAGGUGAUUCGAGCUUUCACAUCUCACGUCCCGCUGCUUCCAGGCGCCACGGUGGACUAUCCAGAUGUUCUGCCUUCCACCUUGAAUCCCUCUGGAAUUGGGCACAGCCGCACCCUCUUCCUGGUGAUGAAGAAUUACCCGGGCACUCUGCGUCAGUACCUUUCCGAGGGGCGCCCGGACCCCUGGCUGGGGACCCUGAUGAUCCUGCAGUUGCUGGAAGGGGUGGACCACCUCGUCCGCCAAGGAGUGGCUCACAGAGACCUGAAGUCAGACAAUGUUCUGGUGGAAUUUGACUCUGCAGGGUGCCCAGGGCUGGUCAUCACCGAUUUUGGGUGCUGUUUGGCUGACGAAAAGCUGGGCUUGAGGCUGCCAUUUCCCAGCUGGUACGUGGAUCGCGGGGGCAAUACCUGCCUGAUGGCGCCUGAGGUGGCCACUGCCGUCCCAGGCCCAGGCGUGGUGAUCGACUACAGCAAGGCAGACGUGUGGGCCGUGGGGGCCCUGGCAUACGAGAUCCUCGGGCCCGGGAACCCCUUCUACGGCCAGGGGGGAGCCGUCCUGGACAGCCGGAGCUACUGCGAGGCGGAGCUGCCUCCCGUGCCCUCCACAGCAGCCCCAGAAGUGACGAAGCUGGUCACAAUGCUCCUGAAGCGGAGCCCAGCCAAGAGGCCCUCUGCCCGAACGGCGGCCAACAUCCUCCACCUGAGCCUCUGGGGUGAACCAGGUCUCAGCCGGACAGACCUCUGUCUCCGCGAGCUGGUGGCCUGGCUGCUUCAACAAUCGGCUGCGGCUUUGCUGACCAGCCGCCUCGGAGGUGGCCGUGGGGUUGAGUCUCGCCUGAAGAGGGGCUUCUUCACCAACUUGGAGUACGACGACCUCUGCCAGGCCGCGGCCCUGCUCUGCUGCUGGAGGAGGGUGGCUCAGCCCCCGCUUCACUGAAAGCUCUCAGCUGAUUACGGCCUCCUGUUGUUUUGGGGCCCGUGGGGGAGGGCGGCUUCCGUGUUGGGGUGCUGUAGUGCAAGGGGCGUUCAGCCGUGGAAGCCAGCGUUUUCUCCCCAAGUCUGAGAUUCAUUGAGCUGGGAGGGAGGCGGCAGCACAAUGGGGCUUUUCUGCUGGAGAGCGGCCUCUUUUUCGAAAAGAGCGGUGAGGGCGAGGUUUUCCAGACUGGUGGGAGCCGGGCUCUAGUCCAGGCCCGAAUCUGAGUUACUUGUUUCGUGCUUGGCUUGGGGUGCACAACCAGAAAUGGGUAGAAUUCACAACUAGGGUUUUGAGCUGCAUAUUACUUAAAAUUUAAAAUUCCUUUAUUUAAGGUUGACGAUAUAGGGAAGCAAGUAUCAGAGCAAAAUGCCUGUAACCUCCUUUCGUUCAGUGAUCUAGAACCCAGACCUGGGUGGUAAACAAUCAUUUGCCUUUGUUGCGUGUAAUUCCUAAGUUUAAACCGAGUGGGAUAAAUAUAAUCGUCUGCUUUAUCGCGA
Messenger RNA from Candoia aspera, 2206 nucleotides. It is a transcript of the gene PINK1, whose product is annotated as PTEN induced kinase 1. Gene Ontology annotation, cellular component: mitochondrion. Gene Ontology annotation, molecular function: protein serine/threonine kinase activity; ATP binding. The record is from RefSeq and is a predicted model, not a curated record. The transcript is spliced from 8 exons. NCBI's taxonomy places the organism in Eukaryota, Metazoa, Chordata, Lepidosauria, Squamata, Candoiidae. The coding region runs from base 3 to 1670 and encodes 555 amino acids. Gene Ontology annotation, biological process: regulation of apoptotic process; autophagy of mitochondrion; positive regulation of mitochondrial fission.